This is a messenger RNA of Phyllotreta striolata, 5727 nucleotides long. The record is from the annotation of a GenBank genome assembly. NCBI's taxonomy places the organism in Eukaryota, Metazoa, Arthropoda, Insecta, Coleoptera, Chrysomelidae.
AUUUGUUAUUAAUGUUUAUUUUACGAUUUGUUUUAGCUAUUUACAUAAGAAACAGAUUCGACUGGUAACUCACACAUGUAGGUAAUGUUGUAAAUAACUCGUCACGAUGCAUUGCUGGUUGUUUUUCCUGUUCAAUUUGUUUUUAACGCACACUUUAUUGGAAUCUACUGACAAUGUCGGCGUGAAAAACCUAAUGAACGAGCCGCCUUGCAGAGAAGUGAGCGUAAUAUGCGGCAAUUUAAGCGACAACGACGAUCUGCUGGUGCUCGAAUGCCUGUUGAACUCGAAUCCGCAACAAGUGAACAAUCUAAAUUCCGAAUGCCAGACGAUCAUUUGGGAGCGAGUGAAGGACCUGAUAUCGUACAAAAAGGUCUACGAGCGACUGAAGCCCGUUUGCGGCCGAGAUUUGACGAGUUUCCAAUGCCCGAAAGACAAUUAUUUAAAGUGCCUGGCCAGCGACGGCGAGCUUAAAGACAAAGUGAGUAAUCUUUGCUAUAAAGCGGUCACCAGGCUGGAGAACAUCGCUUUCACUGAUUACAAAUGGAUCUACGAGUUCUUACGGGAAUGCGAGAACGAUAUAAAAACCUUACAUUGCGGUGUAAUCGAUGCGGAUAAUUUCUCGAAUCUAAAAGUAGUAAUGUGCCUACAAAACAACAUACUAAACGUAGGCUCGAGUUGCAAGAAGGAAAUCUUCCAUUUAGCGGAAUUGCAGUCUGUUAACAUCAAAUGGGACGCCCAGCUGAACGUGGACUGUCGCGAGGAUUACCAAAGAUACUGCAACGAUUACGUGCAAGGUUCAGGCCGGGUGUUCCCCUGCUUGAUGAAGAUUCUAAACACCGAAGAAUCGAAGAUAACCACCAAGUGUCGGCAGCACCUCAAACGCAGAGAGAAAUUAAUAUCGCAGGAUUUCAAAAUCAGCAAAGGGUUAUUAAAAGCCUGCAAGGAGGACAUAAAACGAACGUCCUGCAGGCAGAAAGUGUCCAGCGAGAAAACCGUCCGGCUGGCGCAAAUUCUGUUGUGUUUAGAGGACUUCGAGCGCCGCAGGAGCGCCGACGUCGUCGAACUCAAUCCGGAGUGCCAGGACGAGAUAAUCGUGCACAGGAAAAUGCUAUUAAACGACUACAAUCUAUCGCCCGAGGUGGUGUUUAAUUGCAAAAACGAAACAACACUCUACUGCCAAAGCUUCAGCUUCGGCGGUAAAACUCUGCACUGCCUGAUGGGACAUGCUCUAAACACCGGCGGGGGCGCCACCAAACUCGGAGCCACCUGCUUGAGAGCCUUGGAGGAUUUGAUGCACGAGACCGAUCCGGCCGAGAACUGGAACGUCGAUCCGGUGCUACGCCAAUCGUGCGAUCCGGUGGUGAAAAUCGCCUGUAACCGCGUGACCGGAGGCAACGGAAGGGUCAUCUCCUGUCUUAUGGACAACAUACGAUCGGACGUGAUGACCAUCGAAUGCGAAAACGCCCUGCUGGAGAUCCAGUACUUCGUCGCCAGGGACUUCGAGCUCGAUCCGCAGCUCUACAAAGCUUGCAACAAAGACGCGCGGAAAUACUGUCACUUCGACUCGGACACGCCGGGACCGAGCUAUUCCAGCCAAGUCCUACCGUGUUUAUACAGACAUUCCGGUGUGGCCGAUGAUAAAAUAGACAAGCAAUGUUUCGAGGAGAUCCUGCGGGUGAUGAGGCAACGGGCCAUUAGCGUGAACCUUCAGCCGCAAAUCGAGGAGGCCUGCGUACAGGACUUGGGCUACUAUUGCAGGGAUAAGAUCAAGAAGGGCGAGGAGAUGCAAUGUUUGCAGGACAAUUUGGAGAAUCUCGACGAAAAGUGCCAGGUGGCCGUCGACGAUUUCACCGAAAUGGAGGCGCAACGGGUCGAAUUGAACCCGUACUUAUCGAAAUAUUGCGCUAAAAUCAUACAGAAUUUGUGCGCCAACGACGACGACGUCGUGGAAUGUCUAAUAGAAAACAAGAACCACGUUCAAGUGAAAUCGGCGCCGAACUGUCGGGCGAGCAUCGAACACUUCCAAAUUGUAUCUUUAAAAGACUACAAGUUCACGUUCAAAUUCAAGCAGGCCUGCAAACCGUACGUGAUAAAACUAUGCGGUCGCGCAGCCACCAAAAGCGCCAUCAUCGAAUGCCUCAGCGAGCAAAUCCUCAACGCCACAGUGCACGGCUUGAAGAGCGGCGUACCGAAGGAAUGCAGGCAACAACUGAAGGCCCAGCUGUUCCAGCAACGCGAGAAAAUCGACUACAACCCGUCGUUGAAACGCGCCUGCGCCGCCGACAUCGAUAAGUUUUGCAAAAACGUACCGGUAGGCAACGCUCAGAUACUCGAGUGCCUGCAAAUGGUGCAACGGGACUCGCUGAGCCCCUCCUGCGCGCCGGAGAUCUUCAAAGCGCAGAAACUCCAAGCGUUCGACAACAGCAUCGACUACGCGCUGUUGAGCAACUGCGACGCCGCCAUCGAUCUGUUCUGUCCGCACCACGAGAGGGAAUCGGUGUUCGAGUGCCUGAAGGCCAACAUGGACGAAAAAGGUUUCAACAAAAAGUGCCGGCAAAUCGUCGUGCAUCGCCUGAUGGAGCGCAACACGAACUACCAGUUGAACCCGUCGUUGCAGAAGAACUGCGCCUUGGACAUGAAUAAAUUCUGCAAGAGGGAGUUGAAGACGGCGGAUAGGAAGCCGGAGGAUUCGAUAAUCAAGUGCUUGAAGAACCAGUUCAAAUUGUCGAAGUUGUCGACGAAGUGCGAGCAGGAGAUGGCCGAGAUACUGCGCGAGCGAGCUCUGGACGUCAACAUGGAUCCCCUGUUGAGGGUGAUGUGCAAACAAGAACUGGAAACGAUAUGUAAAUCCGACGAGGAUGUAAAUUCCGGACGGACGGUGGAAUGUCUCAAGAACGCCUUCCUCAACCGACAGAUCACAGCGGCGGAGUGCAAGGUGGAGGUGGCCGGUUUGAUCGAGGGCUCCGAGGCGGACAUCCAGGCGGAUCCGCUGCUGCAGCGGGCGUGCGCCAUGGACUUGCUCACCCACUGCAAGGACGUGGAGCAAGGUAACGGCAGGAAAAUCGGUUGCUUGAAGACUGUGAUGGCCGCCGAUCGGGAGAUGUCGCCCGAGUGCAAGUCGAAGCUGCGCGAACGGUUGGAGAUGUACAAAAACGCCGCGCAAGUGGUGGAAGUGCCGGCGGAUUUCCAGGACCUCUAUCGCACGGUGUCUCUAUCGCCGUCUAAAAACUACUUCGUAAUAGUCAUAUUUAUGAUAUUAGGUACCAUAUUCUUCGUGGGGGCGUUCUGCGGGCGGUUCUCCAAGAGGAAGUACAGGCUGUUGAAGAAUAAGUGACGAUUGAGGAAAGUUAGGCGGUUAAGUGAUUACGUUAUGUUGUAAGAUUCAAACGAGCCAAAUUUUUAGGAACAAUUUCGAGUGUUUUUUUUUAUAUGAUAUACGCAUUAUUGAUGUACAUCAAAUUUGUAGUCGUUAAUUUGUAUAUACGAUAAUAUCGCGGGUUCCUAAUGAUAGUGCCUAUUGAAGUAAAAUUGGUUGCCUAUCCAUCAGGCACAAAUGACCAAAAGUAUGCCUAUAAAGUCUCUAUACAAAGACGAGGUGAAAAGUUCUCGGUCUAGAAAUGAAACACAAAGAUUUUCAGUUGAAAUUUUGAAUUAAUUUUUCUUAUUUGAAUUUCUAUUGGCAGUUCUAAAUGAUUUUGGAGCGCUCUAAAUGGUUCUAGAUAAUUCUAAACAAGCUUUUAGACAGUUCUAAAUUAUUCUGGGGCGCUCUAGGUUGUUCUAAAUGAUUCUGGAUCGCUUUAAAUGGUUCUAGAUAAUUCCAAAUAUUUUUUAACAAGGUUUUAGACAGUUCUAAGUGAUUUUGGAGCGUUCUAAAUAGUUCUAGAACUAACUAUGAAUUUCCCAAAGAGGAAACAAAAGUUUCAGCCGAUUAGAGCGCCCUCAGUGUAUCAGGUCGAGAACUUUUGACCCUACCCUCGUAUUAUUGAGUAAAAAAAAUUGGUACUAUCAUUAGGAACCGCCUCGCACGUGCCAUGCGGUGAAUUUUGUGCGAAAUUGAAGCUAUUUUUACACGAAAAUUCGCAAAAUAACACAAAAAUAAGAUAAACUCGUAAAUGUUAUAAGACAAUUUUAUUUAGCACGUUAUCCUUUUUAGCGGAGAACACGCAUUAUUUACAUCGGUCAUUCUAAAAUCAUCUGUGCUUCAACAUACAAAAUUUCGAACCGAAAUAUCUUUUAUAUACAGAGCGUGAGUUGUGUUUGUGCGGCCUCGAACCUCUCGGGGCGGUUUAAAGCGUUUAAAAUUGACAUUCGAAAUGUUAUAUCUCUCUGCGUAUAUUUAUAUAUUUUUAUUUAAAAAAAGGACGGUAAACUUAAGCGAGGACGGUGCAUCGUGCUGCGGCUUAUUCGUGUCGAAUCCUACGAUCCUUUACAAAAAUCAAAAGCUACUUUUAACAAGUAAUUGUUAUAAGAAACGAGAUAUCUCUUACACAACGAUGAAUCGAUGCUGUUAUAAAACAGCAGCACUAAAAUAUGUUUUAUAAUCGCUACACUAUUAAAUUCAAUUAGUAUAUUUUUACACGAAUCCGAUUAAAGUAAAACGUGAUUAUUCCAGUGGAAAAUCUUUGGCAACAUUUUAUAUUCGACUAGUAUAAUUUAAUCUAAAAAAUCCAGCAACGUAUUAUCUACAUAUCCGGAAACCUAUAGUAUCUUUCCGUAACAUUCAACAACAUGUAAUAAAAUUUAAUACAAAAAACACCAGAUUAAUCUCGUAGCGAGCGAGUGUAAAAUUCUUAAAAACGUGUAGAUUAAUUCCUGUAAUUAAGUAAUAAAAAAAUGAGAUAACUACGUAUAAUAAAUCCAAUAAUUAACCAGAACUUUUUUGUUGGUUAAUCGUAUUCGAGUCUUCACCUUCCCUUCCAAUUCAGUUGCAUUCGCUUCUACCGCGCGAAAUGUGAAGACCUCGCAGAAACCAGAAAAAUUCGUUGAUUUUUUUGUGCGACAAUACUACCAAAAUACAUCCGUAAAAACAUCAUUUAAACAGCGAUAUAACAAACGAAUUUCCUAACUACAUGCGGGUGUGUCGGGUAGAUUCCAGAAUAAACCUACUAACAUCCAACUCGAAUUCGGGGGAGAAUUCACCCCAAGACCCUGCUGAAGAAAUUCGGAUAGAACGGCCUGCCGUGCGGCCUCGUCAACUGGCGUUGCCGGUUAGGCUUCGGGCGCUGCUCCUCCUCGUUCAAUCCCUCCGCGCCGACCUUGGUUUUCUCAGCGACUUCCUUCUGCACCGCCGGCUUCUCCCCCACCGGUUCGCUGUCGUUGUUCCUCGCCAGGUUCUCGUUCAACGCCUCGAUAUUCGGAUCGAUCCUCCUGGUGGCAUUCUCACCAUCACCACCGUCCAGCAGCUCCAGCUUGUUAUCCUCCACGUCGCGCUCGAUCACCUUCGGCGGUUCCUUCCUGAACGUGCGGUUCAAGUGCGGGGAUUUGUCGCCGACGAUGGGGAACACCUCCACCUCUUUGUUGAGGUCCUCCAUUUCGAUUUGGCGCUCCUUUUCGUCGAUGUCCCCGUCGAUUUUCGCCGGAUUUGGUUGCGUUUUAUCGGUCGGUUUGCGCUUCUUGGGAUCCGCGUUCUUGUAGACGUCUUUCUUCGACGUUUUCUUGGCGGUUUUGUUCGACAGCUUCGUCGACGGUUUGUUCUUCACGCCGUCUUCAUCCUCUUUGGGCAGCGCC